Messenger RNA from Penaeus vannamei (Pacific white shrimp), 539 nucleotides. RefSeq names its product holotricin-3-like. The record is from RefSeq and is a predicted model, not a curated record. Lineage: Eukaryota; Metazoa; Arthropoda; Malacostraca; Decapoda; Penaeidae.
CAGACAGCAUCACACCGCGCUGACCAGACGCUUAGUCAUUCAUCAACUGGAUUAAGGCAUUUCAGUAACCAUGAUUCCAUUGAGUAUUUUGCUCCGCGGUGCCUCCAUCCUGGCCCUGGUGUGCGUGGUGUCCGCCGCCCCGCAAGGAUACGGUGCCGGAGGCGACGGCGGACUGGGAGUCGAUCUCGGCGGCGCAGGAGGCCACGGUGGUGCAGGAGGCCACGGCGGCAGCGGCGUUGGCGGCGGCAGUGUCCUUCCCGGCGUCCUGGUCGGCAGCGGGAUCCUUCCUGAAAGUGCCAUUGGCGGUGUAGGUGGUGGAGUUGGAGGUGGUGCUGCUGGAGGUGUCGUCGGUGGGGAAUACAGCGCACCAAGUGCCGGUGCCGCUGGAGGCUUCGACGCUGGAGUUGCUGGAGGUGCUGCUGGUGUCGUCGACGAAGGAUACAUCGUCCCGGCUGAAGUCUCUCCCGUCAGCCCCCCUGAAAGCGAAUAUGCUGCACCACACUAACUUUGCUGUCAUUGCUAAUAAAAGAAUUAUAAGA